Hemisphaericaspora subhashii is the source of this 3498-nucleotide messenger RNA. RefSeq lists its product as uncharacterized. The record is from RefSeq and is a predicted model, not a curated record. NCBI's taxonomy places the organism in Eukaryota, Fungi, Ascomycota, Pichiomycetes, Serinales, Debaryomycetaceae. The transcript has a single exon. Gene Ontology annotation, molecular function: ubiquitin binding. Gene Ontology annotation, biological process: protein deubiquitination; double-strand break repair via homologous recombination. Bases 1 to 3498 code for a protein of 1165 amino acids.
AUGUCAAUUAAUAAUAUAUCCGCAUAUGCUCACAGUGCUGAACCGUCAUGUUCUAGCGCGGCAUCAAAGUCAUCUGAAGCUUCCGCUUCAACUACAACAAGCACAUUAAAAACCCGAAAAGGACUAUCUUAUGUCAUUGGUAAUACCAACAAUAAUGACAAUCAUAUACUUCCAAUAAAUGCUGUUCAAUAUUCUAAACUUACCAAUCAACUAUAUACUGCAGGAAGAGAUGGCACUGUUAAAGUAUGGAACCAUAAUAUAUCCAAUAAACAACAAGAAACGACAAUGAAUAAUAAUACGGAUGAUGAAAAUCAUGAACAUUUUAAUGAUUAUCAAGAUUUAGAUGAAAAAUUAUUACGACUAGAAACUUCAAUUUCUUCAAAUCCAAUUCCAUAUAAUUUAACCUCAUUUGAAAAUAAUUUCCAAAUUGUAAAUAAUUAUAGUAAUCAUUUUGAUUGGAUUAAUGAUAUUCAAUUAAUUAAUGAUGAUAAAACUUUAGUAUCAUGUUCAGCUGAUUUAUCUAUCAAAAUUAUUGACUUGAUGAAUGCUACAACUGAUGUUCACUUUAAUACUAAAAACGCUUGUAUACACAAAUUCCCCAAUGUUCAUACUGAUUAUAUCAAGAAAUUAUCCUAUUCAAAUAGAACUCCCAAUCAAAUAAUAAGUGGUGGUUUAGAUGGGAAAGUAGUAGUUUGGGAUUUAAACAAUUUAAAACCAACGCAAGUCAUUGAAAAUAAACCACUGGGAUCAUUACCAAGUUCAAUAUACUCUUUAGCAAAUAAUAAUUCAAGUCUUAUAAGUGCCGGUGGACCCAAUAAUACGAUCAAUAUAUUCGACCAAAGAACUUCCAGUCCUUUUAUUAAGAAAUUAAUUGGACAUCAAGAUACUAUUCGAUGUUUAUUAAUGAGUGAUCGAUUUAUUUUAAGUGGAUCUUCUGAUACAACUAUUAAAUUAUGGGAUUUAAGAACAUUUAAAGUUUAUAAGAAUUUUGAUAUUCAUGAUUGUCCAGUUUGGUCAAUGACUGCAGAAACUUGUUCUAUUAGCAAUGAUUUUUCCCAAUUUUAUUCAGGUGAUAAAGAGGGGAAUAUUAUUAAAACUGAUUUGUCUUAUAUAUCAACGAAUGUUACCCAUGGUGAGCACUUUUUCGAUACUUUUACCCCGAGUGAAAAUCUUCAACUUGAUGAAAAAUUAGGUAUUUCAACUAUUGUUGCCAAAGGUGAUUCCCCCAUUCUUUCAAUAUGUCUUGAAACUAAUGAAGAUACGAUAUUCACAUCAAAUUAUGAAUCAUUAACUAGAUUUGUCAAUCCAAAUACUAAUCAAUUAGCCCAAUAUCAAUAUUUACGUAAUUGUUUGGAUUAUUCGAUUAGUCGUGAUGCACAACUCAAGGAUGAAUUAGCUAGUGGAUUAGGUGAUAAUGCUACCAUUCAUACUGGAGGUGCACCUCAAAAUGAUGACUUGAAUUCUGAUUUUUAUGAUUUAAUUAGUCAUUUAUCAACUGAAACCGUGGCAAAUAUCAAUGAUUUACAAUCUACAUUCUCCCAUGUCCAUUCUGGAGAAGGAACACCACCCACCGAUCAUGCUGUGGAUGGACAUGGCGAUGAUCAUGACUAUAAUAGUAGUAGUGAUAAUGACGAUGACGAGAACGGAUUGAAUAAAGAAGACUAUACAUCUAUGUUUUUGAAUGUUAAUGGAGGUCCAUCACAUGAAUUCAUAAAUGCAUUUCAAGAAGAUAUAGAAUUUGAAAACUUCAAUUUUUCAGAAGAAACCCCCAAUAUUCAUAUCACAUUGAUGAAAGCUACUCAAUCACUGAAUUCACAAGCUAUAUCAAUGGGAACAAGAUCAUCAAUACAACGAAAACAAGAUAAUUCUUCAAAGUCAAGCAUCCUGAAUGAAUUCCUUGACCUUACUCCCAUUGAAAUCUUACUAAAUCCAAUCCCGCAAGAACAAAUCACGUCAGUUCCAUUCAAUACAAAACCAAUAUCAGAGUUCGAUCUAAUUCCCAAAAGUGUAGUUUCGAAACGAGUCUUCAACAAUAAGAGACAUGUGAUUGUAUUAUAUCGUAAUGGAGAUAUAAAAAUCUGGGAUCUUUUGACAUGUACUCAAUUAAAAUUUUAUCCUGGAGAAUGUAGUGAUGUAAUGUUGACCAACAAGGAGAUUGAAAGUCGAUUACGAGAUUUGGAUUCCUAUUAUCAAAAAGAACAAGGAUCAGAUACGUUGAAUAAUUGGUGUGAUGUUGAGAUCAAAUCGGGGAAAUUGAUGGUGACUAUCAAGGAAGGCUCGUUGAUGAAUCUGGAAAUUUAUUAUGAUACUUUAGUGGCUGAUUAUCCUUUCUUGAGUGUGGAUGAUCCCGUGAAUCAGGCGAGAUAUCAUGGGAAUAAGAUAAAAUAUAAUGUUGAUGAUCGAUAUCAAAUUGGGUCGAUUUUAUUGAAGUCAUUUUUCAAGGGGUAUAGUCUAUAUGAAUGGCAAUUUGAUUGUUUGUUAAGAGAGGAAUUAAGACAUUCUAGUAAGUUUAAUAAAAGUCUUGAUAUUGAGAAUGAUGCAAGUUCUUUGUCUAAUAGUUUGAGGAAAUUGAAAUCAUUUGGAAGAAAAAGUCAUAAACAUGAUUUACUGAAUGGUUCAGGUCAAAGUACACCUACUGGUAAUGGAUCUACCAAUGCUAGUUUUAUUGAUAUCCCAGCUCCAAAUCUUGAUUUCCCCAUGAGUGAAUUUAUUUCAAUGACUGAAGAUCAAUUAAAUAAAAUGUCUAAUGAUUAUGAUAAUUCAAUUAUGAAAUUUUUACAUUCAAAUAAAAAAUAUUAUAUGGAGAAAUGUGCCAGUAUUGGAACCAAAAAAUUAGAUUCAUUAUUAAAUGUAGAUAGAAUCCAUCCAUAUAUCAAUGAAGAACUAACCGGAGAAAUCCAAUAUUCCCCCGUGGUUGAUAUCAAAUAUUUCCCCCAAGAUUUAUUAGUCAUCAUAUUUGAAUAUGCCCCCGAUUUGGGUAAUUAUCGAGAUUGUCUUUCUUUCCAAUUACGUGAUAUUGAUAAAUUAAGUUCCUUCACUACCCAGAAAAUCGAUUUAUCAUUCAUAAAUGAUUUACGAUUAUUAAUGCCACUGUGGUUAGGUGAUCCAAUCCUAUACAACAAAUACCCCCUUAAGGAAGCACCCAAAAUCGCAUUCCAAUUAUUGGAAUACGAUUAUGGAACCCUAUCCCCUAAUAUCAAAAUUGGAGGUAAAUCACAGAAAAAGAUCAAAAAAUUACCAAAUUUAAAUGGAUCAAUUAAUUUAACUUCUCAUAAUAUGUUAAGAGUAAGCAAAAUCUUGGGAUAUUUAGUUGAGAAAUUCGAAUCAAAAACUAGUGAAAUGAAGGAUAAGAAAUUGAGCCCUGUGGAUUGGUUAGUAUUGGAAUGCCGGGGUGAGGAAUUACAACCCGAUAUGACAUUACAAACUAUAAAGACAAAACUUUGGAAGAGUAAUACUGAUGUUGAAUUACGAUAUCGUAGAAAAUUUGAUGGUGUUUAG